This is a messenger RNA of Amoebophrya sp. A120, 881 nucleotides long. The record is from the annotation of a GenBank genome assembly. Lineage: Eukaryota; Dinophyceae; Syndiniales; Amoebophryaceae.
AGAGGAAAAAAAGUGAGCCCCUAUAAAAGUUCGCAAAAUCGUGAAGCUCUUUAGCCUCGUACUGAAAUUUUUGCAACUUCUAUUUGUAGAUGUUUCAACAUCUCUGCACGGAUUCACAAUUUUUCUCUGAAAUACUCGUUUCGGUUUCAGAUAGAAAAGACACAGCUCACAUUAGCGCUCUACCAUCAAUGUUUCAGACAAGUGCUGCCUUACCGUCGGAGGAGCGUAAGUAAGUCCGUCGCUGGCACGACCUGCAGGGUGUGCUCUUGUGACCCGUCCUUGCAUUUGCCAACAACAGCUGUAGUGACCGCGGUUGUUGGAAUGCUGGUAGAUACCACGUCCCAGUAGGUUGCACCAUUUCAUCGUUGUACUUCUUCAUAUAAGAAUAAGAGACCAAAUCAUCUGACUGAUCCAGAAGGUGCUCCUGCUUCGUGCAUGGACGAUUUAUGAAGGGUGCGUCAGGUUCAGGUUCUUGAAUGGUAUUUCGUGGCGCCAAUCUUCGUUGGGACGACGGAUGGAAAAGUAGGUGCAUCGUGCAUAAUUCGAUUUCCGCGCGAACAACAGCGAGUAGACCAGCGACAUCUACCAGCAGCUGCGAAAGAAGAAUCAGAGGACCACCGGCAGGUGAAACAACGUCCUCGCCUGUUUCUAGAAUUCCCUGCCAGCCAAAUUGCAGCGCAAGAACGGUGACGAAUCUCAACGAGUGGGGCGCCACCUUGAGCCGCCCGGGGCGUGAAGUCAUUCUGGAGCAUAGGCGAGAAAUCGAGGAGAUCAACCAACGCAUCGACGAGUACUACGCGACGCAACGGCGGCAAAGGAACCGGAAAAAGCUCGAACAAGACCGGGCCCGUUUGCGCCGAGGAAUCAACUGCGUCGUAUAG